Molecule: messenger RNA, 2904 nt
Organism: Toxotes jaculatrix (banded archerfish)
Lineage: Eukaryota; Metazoa; Chordata; Actinopteri; Toxotidae
Gene: slc25a18
Product: solute carrier family 25 member 18
Exons: 11
Coding region: 518-1513 (331 amino acids)
Biological process (GO): L-glutamate transmembrane transport; malate-aspartate shuttle; aspartate transmembrane transport
Molecular function (GO): L-glutamate transmembrane transporter activity; L-aspartate transmembrane transporter activity
Source: RefSeq, a predicted model, not a curated record
CGGCCCCUGAGUGGCGGCUGGCUCUCUCAUAUCGCUCUCGCUUGACUACCAUUCCUGCACGCAUUGUUGAAGUGAAAGGAAAGUGGACAGCUUGAUCCUGCCUGUGGGAUGCAUCGACAGAGUCCUUUGUAAACGCUGGAUUCAACAUGCAGUAAAAAGAAUACCGGCAGUGGGAGAAAUAUUGGGUUUUGGUGUGAGGUACUACGAAGCAGAAAGGCUGGCCAGAAGACACAGAUCCAGCAGUGGUGGUUUUGGCCACAACAGAAAAAAGAGUGUCCACCCCUGCCCUACCAGGGAGGAGAAGAGGGCGGUCCACUUCUGCCACAUUAAAAGAAGCAGUGAGCGGCAUUUGUGGCGUGGGCGGGCAGGUGAGGGUUGAGCUCUGGUGACAGCUUUGGACUGUGUGCCAAAGUGUGGGAGGGAAGAGGAAAAGGAAGGGGAAGAAUAGGAGGGGAAACAAGCAGAGGAGGAGGGAAGAGGAGGAGAGGAAAAGCGGACCUGGGCCUGGAGCCCAAGCAUGAGCAGGAUGUCGGAGAAGACAGUUAGCCUCCCUGCUAAGCUGAUUAAUGGGGGCGUGGCGGGCCUGGUUGGUGUGACAUGUGUAUUUCCUAUUGACCUGGCCAAGACCCGCCUACAGAACCAGCAGGGCGUCCAAGUCUACAAAGGAAUGCUGGACUGUCUGGCAAAGACGGUACGCUCAGAGGGCUAUUUUGGAUGCUACAGAGGUGCAGCAGUGAACCUCACGCUUGUUACACCAGAAAAAGCGAUCAAGCUGGCUGCCAAUGAUGUCUUCAGACAGAAACUGUCUAAGGAUGGACAUUUGCCCCUGUGGGGGGAGGUACUGGCAGGGUGUGGGGCUGGGACCUGUCAGGUGGUAGUUACCACUCCCAUGGAGAUGCUUAAGAUCCAGCUGCAGGACGCAGGAAGGCUCGCUGCACAAAGACCUGUGCCAACUUCAGCUCAGGCUGCUGCUCCAGGUCCAGCUCCAUCGUUGGUGGCCCCCCCACCCCAAGCUAGGCCAACACCUCCACAACGUCCCUCUGCCACUGGCAUCACUGUGGAGCUACUGAAGACACGUGGCCUGGCUGGUCUCUACAGGGGGGCGGGGGCAACCUUAAUGAGGGAUGUACCCUUCUCAAUGAUUUACUUCCCCCUGUUUGCUAACCUGAACGCGCUGGGCCAGGAAAGAAGAGGUGGCCAGGGUGAUGUGCAAGCCCGGGCUCCAUUCUGGCAGUCCUUUGUGGCAGGCUGCACCGCAGGCUCAGUGGCAGCUGUGGCUGUAACACCACUGGAUGUCAUAAAGACUCGUCUGCAGACCUUGCAAAAAGGUGAGGGGGAGGACACAUACAGAGGAAUAAUUGACUGCACAAGGCGCAUCAUGAGGAGGGAGGGCCCAGCAGCAUUCCUGAAGGGUGCAACAUGUCGUGCUUUAGUCAUCGCUCCUCUUUUUGGCAUUGCGCAGGGUGUCUACUUCCUUGGGGUGGGGGAGAUGGUGCUGGGUUUGCUGGGAUAGCAGUGCUUGGCAUUGGUGGUGGCAGUUGUGUUAUCUCUGUACAGAUAAUGCUGCUUUUAUCUGCAGCGACUGCGUGACACAACUGAGGGAACGGGGAAUUCAGAGCGAGGGAAAAGGAGGCCAAGAUCUGCUAACCAAAGGAGGAGGAAUGGUUGGAGACGUAAAGAGGCUCUAUUUACUAAUAUGUGGACUGACUGGUUCGCACUUGUCAAGUUUCUCCAAGUUUUUACAUGCUGUCAGCAGGGUUCCCUACCAUAGGUUUAACAGGGUCCUGUGUAUGUGUGUGACUAAUCUGAGGGUAUGUGUCCCAAGUUGUUUGGUUUAUCCCGGCGUGCUUGCUGCAAUAUGUCUGGGGCUCUUCCUUUCACCUGGGAGAGAUUAUUCUGUCUGGCUGCUAAGAAAGAGCUGCUGCAUGUUGUUUGAGGCUGCUAGCUAAAAUGCCUAUCAAUCUGACCGUUUGUGUGGUCGUGGCGAAGAACUGUGCGUCAUGCAAAUGUAAGUGACAAAUUCCCCUUUUAUUCUCUAGCAGAAGCUACAAUUGUCUAAUGUUUGAACGCAGAGUCUCAACUAGGUUUUCAACUUGACCUCAAAUGCCGGUCAUGUAGACUUCAAUGUCCGACGUGUUUCUCUGGAAAAGGAACUCCAUCACCUUUGGCCCACCCUGUUACGCAUUCCUCCCACCCCAUCCGUGAGGUCUGAGUUGUAAUCUUGGAUUCCCUCACUGGAUUGGGAGAUGCUGCCUGCCAGUGUCUCUAAGGUCAUUUGUUAAUCUGAUGGUAAUGCUUUAAUCCCUGUAUUAGUGUACAAUAUACCCUAACACACAGAUCACUUCCUGCCUAAAGGCCACAGGUUAGACUACUGGGCCACUGUCUCGUAGCCUUGACUUCCUCUUCUUCACAGCUUGGAAGGGUUGAAAUAAAACCUGUGAGGACCCUACUGCUCUUUUUACUGCUUAGUUCUACAUAAGAAAAUAUGUUGCUUCAACUGAUGUGCGCACAAUAACUUAAAAAAAAAAUACAAUUAAAGCCUUAUCAUUGCUGAUAGUUUCUAAAGCAUCAAAACUGUAAGUCUUAAAUAAAUUCAGUGGAAUUGGUGGUGUUGAAUUAUUGUUUUGGUACUUGAGUCCAAUUUAGCGAGGACAGUUAUAUUUGUUAGACCCACGGUGGGACUAUGGCACCUUGUCUUGCCAACUGUUUGCCAUUACUUAAGUCCACUGGAUGGCACUAAAAGUUUUUUUUUGUUUUUUUUUGUUUUUUACAUUUUUAAUGCAAGACACUUUUUGAUGUGGUUAGUGUACCUAGGCUACUACAUUUUCCUCACUGUAGAGUGAACAUAGCCUGAGUAAACUGUUUGUUUACAAGCUGUAAAUAAAGAUAUCUCAUACGUGCUGA